AUGGCACUAAAUACAUUACCAAGUACAGUGUUGUCAAUAAUAGUUGAUUACUUGGAGUUCAAUGUAGACCGUAUUGUGUUGACAUUAGUAUCUAAAAGAUUGUUUGAACGAAGACAUGAAUAUCUAUACUUAGUAGAUAAUGUAAAGAACAUAAUAUCAUCAUCAUUAUCAUUGACAACAACAACAUCAUCAUCAUCAUCAUUGAUAACAAAAAAUGAUGUACUCAAGUCAUAUUGUAAUAUUAGAAAGACAGUUGAUUGUCUGACUCAACAACAACACAAGAUACUUGUGUAUCCAGUGAAUGAACUCGAUACUGCAAAUAGCCUAGUGAUCAAAGAUGGUGCAACUCCAAUUGCUUAUGAUGGCAACAAUAUGAUGUUGAUCAACAAUCUUAACAAUAUCAUCAAGAAUGUUGUUGGAGUAAAUAUGUCCAUUAUAUUCAGUUCAAUACACAAUAGUUUAACAUAUGAUCAAACAUUCUGGAAUGAUUUGAAUGAGUUGUUGACAUCAGGAACUGGCCGCAACACCACAACAACAUCUGGAAAGGUGGAGUUUGAACUACAUGUACUCAAUCCAACACUACCAAUGCAGGAUGUGCCAUUGACAUCAAUGAGCAUCACAAUACGACAUGAUGGAGAUUUUGAGGGAGAAGAAGAGUGGACGCCUCAUCGUCAUCUCUUUCCCAACACUUUGAACACUCUGUUGAUUUCUGGCGAUUUCAACAGUCCACUCAAUCGCGACGUUCUCCCCGAGGGACUCAAGUCUCUGCAGAUCGUGGGCGGCUACACAUGGAACAGCAGUCCUGUCCCACCAACACUCCCAUUGCACUUGGAGCACGUUAACCUUGGCCCUCACUUCAACAUACCAAUAACCAAAGGAUCAUUGCCAGACACUCUCAAAUCUUUGGUUAUCUCUGGCCUUUACACUCAUCCAAUGGACGGCGACGCACUGCCACCUUCACUCACAAUGCUAAAGAUUGACUCGGGACAUAGCUAUCCGUUGAUUAACCUUCCACCAAGCAUCAUCAACAUGGAGUUGAACAACCCACAUCAAAUGGUCGAUCAUCCAACAUUGGAGACACUGAGACUAGUGUUCUCGGACAUGCUCGCUCGACCAAUCCAACCCUUGCCAUCGCUCAAGAAGUUGUCGAUUGUAUUGGCGAAACCAGCUCACAUACCAUUAAUCUCUGCAACAACAUUCCCUCGUCUUGAACAUCUUAGUAUAUACAGUAUACUCACCAACUAUGAUAACAGCAACAAUUUUGAGCCAAUCGAAAUUGACAUGAGUAACCUGCCCACAUCAUUGACGUUCUGGAGCUCAUCGAUGCAAGGACCUGGCAGAGCCACCGCCAACUUUGGUCACCUCGAUGGCCAGCCUUAUCAAUGGACAAAGGGCACACUGCCAUCAUCAAUCACCUCGAUGGAUCUCUAUCGACCGGUCGCACUUGAUGACCUUCCUCCCCAUCUGACAUCACUGCGCGUACAAGAUUUUCAACUUCCAAUCGAUGUGACCAAACUACCAACAUCAAUCAACACCUUGAAGUUAUAUUAUUCCAAACAACAAUUGGAUAAUGUAAAGCGAUUCCUCAAAGACAUACCGAGCCACAUUGGUACUUUGGAGAUCAAGAAUUCAAUUCGAGAGACACCAUUCAAACUUCGACGUCUAUCACACAACAUGUUCUUUGUUGACCUCGAUGAAGAGAUCAAUCAUUACGCAUUUGUACAUAUUGAUGAUAUACCAUCAUUUGUAAAUAUUCAAUCGAAUGGAAGUGUCUCCAAGCAAAUCAAGUCAUGGCUCUCUGGAAAGAUAUCCAAAUACUUUGGAUAA
This is a messenger RNA of Acytostelium subglobosum LB1, 1827 nucleotides long. RefSeq lists its product as hypothetical. Lineage: Eukaryota; Evosea; Eumycetozoa; Acytosteliales; Acytosteliaceae. The record is from RefSeq and is a predicted model, not a curated record. The transcript has 2 exons. The coding region runs from base 1 to 1827 and encodes 608 amino acids.